GGCGGCAGUUGGCAGCGACACCGGACUGAAUAUCGCUGAAAGCUCCGUCGCGGCGAGCGAGUGCGCGCGCGCCAGUACCCCUCCGACCAGCGAUGCUGUGCUGUCUCCGGAAAUAGAUGUAGAUGUAGGAAUAUUCUCGUCCGUAGAUCGGUGGUUCCGGUGCGCGUGUGUGAGUGCAAAUGACUGAUAGCCCGACUUAGCCGGGCUGGAACUGUACAAAAUGUGGACCAAAAGGCAGUUAUGGAGGUUUAUGUUGUGCCUACUGUUCGCCGUGUCGGCGCUGGCCGCGGCAGCGAGAGCUGAUGACGUGCCGUCAGAGUCACAGUGCCGACCUUACAUCGAAAAAGCUCUUAAAGAGCUCGAAAGCGACACAGACACAGAUUCCUCAGAAAAACACGACGGUAGUGAAUUAAGUAUAGACAUCGAAACGAAAGAAGCAGAUUCAGCAGAAGAUAGUGGGGAAGCAGCAGAUGUGGACAGCAAGGAAGAUGGACCAUCGGUUGAAGUAGCUGACGAGCCAUACGUUGCUCAUGCUUCGAUAGAAGUGGAAGGUGGAGCCAACGACAACGAAUCGAAAGAAGAGGAAGCGACGGUACAGGAAGUGGACGCUGAGAGCGCAGAAGACAGCAAAGAAGGAGACAGCAAAGAAGAUGGAGAAGCAUCAGCUGAAGAACAGGCAGCCGAUUCAGAGAGCGGCGAAGACAAAGACGAGUCCAAACAACCUCAAGCCGACGAAUCUCAAGACAGCCAGGAAGAAGGUGGGGAAGGCGAAGACGCUGACAGCAAAGAAACUCAAGAAUCAGAAAAAGACUCUGAAGACGCUUCAGCCGAAGAAAAAACAUCAGACGGUGACGAUAACAAAUCUGAUGAAGCUGCAGACGCGUCUGAAGAAGGUGACAACUUUAAAGCCUCUGAAGAUGGCGAUCGAUCUCAAGAAAAGGCUGAAUCUGAAGAAGAUACGGCUGAAGAUAAGGAUGCUUCUAAGGAAGAUACUACAGCUGAGGACAAAGAUGAAUCCGCUGAACAAGGCGAUACGAAAGAAGAGGAUGCUUCUCAAGAAGAUGAUAAGUCAGGAGAAAAUGAAGAUGAUACAGCGGAAGAUCAGGACGAUGAAAGUCAGGCUGACGAACCAUCAAAAGACGAUGGCGAUGACGAUGAAACAGCUGAAGUUGAUGAUAAGUCAGGUGAAGAGGUAGAAUCUGUGGAGGCUGAAGAAGGUACCACAGAGGAUGACAAGGUGUCAGAGGAAGGUGGAAAAUCAAUAGAAGGAAAAGAAUCGGAAGAAGGUGACAAAGCAUCAGAAGAGACUGAACAAGCAGAUGACGAUGGAAAGGAUUCGACAGAAGAAUCAACGGAAGGAGAAACAGAAGAAGAAGCAGCUGAAGAAGAGUUGCUAAAUGUUCCUGAAAUCCCCGAGAAUUUAAGGUCGCGCGACCACAUUGCCCAAAUACUCAGAUUAGACGAAGAAGCAAGUGAAGCUGAAUUGACCAUAGAAAGAUCCGCUGAAAUUGUGCUAAGAGAUAUUAAAAGAUUGUACGAAAAUUCUAUUAAACCAUUAGAAACUCUUUACAAGUACAGAGAUUUGAGCAACAGACAUUUUGGUGACCCAGAAAUCUUUUCAAAGCCACUCGUUUUAUUUAUGGGACCAUGGAGUGGCGGAAAAUCUAGCAUUUUGAAUUACUUGACAGGACUCGAAUUUACCGAGUGGUCUCUGAGAACAGGUGCUGAGCCAUCUCCUGCAUACUUUAAUAUUCUGAUGCACGGAAAGGAUCCAGAAGUACUCGAUGGCACUCAGCUUGCCGCUGACUGGACUUUCUCAGGGCUUCAAAAGUUCGGCCAGGGUCUAGAAGAGCGUCUAAGGGGGCUCAGGCAUCCCAGCAAAAUAUUGGAAAAGGUGAACAUCGUAGAGAUCCCCGGUAUCCUGGAAGUCAGGAAACAAGUUUCUCGCGUAUUUCCCUUCAACGACGCUUGCCAGUGGUUCAUCGAUCGGGCCGACAUCAUCUUCCUCGUCUAUGAUCCUUCUAAGCUUGACGUUGGUCCAGAAACUGAAGCCAUCCUUGACCAGUUGAAGGGCAGGGAAUCUCAGACUCGAAUCGUGCUGAACAAGGCGGAUACCGUGAAGCCUGAAGAAUUAAUGCGCGUCCAGAGCGCAUUAAUUUGGAACAUCUCUCCCCUUAUGAGCUCCGCUCAACCUCCAGUGAUGUACACGGUAUCUCUGUGGUCGAUGCCGUUCGAGGCGGGGGCGCCCAUCAGGCUGCUGCAGGCACAGGAACGCGAGCUCCUGCGAGACCUGCGACAAGCCAUCGACAAACGCGUUGAAAACAAGAUCUCCAGCGCAAGAAGAUUUGCCGUUCGGGUGCGAAAUCACGCUAAGAUGGUCGACUGCUACUUAACAACGUAUUACAACCACAAGACGAUAUUCGGAAACAAGAAGCUUAUUGCCGACGCUAUCAUUGAAAAUCCACAGAACUACCACAUCUACGAGGGUCUCAGCACACUCACCAACAUUUCCAGAUACGACUUGCCGGACCCCGAGACAUACCGAGACUUCUUCCGCCUCAACCCGCUGUACGAGUUCCAGCAGCUGUCGGCGACGUGCACGUACUUCCGCGGCUGUCCCAUCAACAAGCUGGACGUCGCCAUCGCGUACGACCUCCCCGAGAUAGUCGGAAAAUACAAGAAGAUGGUGGAGACCUCCACGCCCCAGGGCAUGCCCAAGAGUUGAUACCGUCCCGAACGAACGAAAUCCGCGCACCGCGCCGUCCUAACCUGCUUUUUAUUUGAGAUAUUUAAAUUGGACAUUUAUUUUGGGCACAUUUUGCAUUUCUUUUUUAAACGGGCAUCAGGAUAAUUCGUUUUCUUAAAACGGCAUUUCUGAUUCUUAUUUAUAUUUUGCUUAUUCUGAAUUUGAACAAUCGCUUAUUCCUUUUUAUCAAAUGGAUGAGGUAUUGUGUCGUGUAACUUUUCUAUUAUGAGUUUCUUCUUGGGUUUAGCUAUUCAGCUUGAAAAUUCCCAGUAGUCCUUCUUGUGAACGGGCCCAAUUUACCUAUCUACCUACGCGAAAGGCUAAAAUAUCUGAACACUUCUCUUGCAGCAACAUGAGAUCAUAAAAAUUUAAAAAUAAUCUUUAGGUGAUCGAAUGGCCGAUUAAGCAACGUGUCUCAGUGGUCAGAUGUUUUUCUUAGACUCGCGUAUUCCCCCACUGAUUCUGUCUAGUAUCGGGGGUUUAUUUUAUAGCUGAUAACAUCUUACAAGACAAUUUCCAAAGUCCUAAUUAACACUUAUUAGGAACGAGUCGCAGAACUAUUAAAUUAAUCUAGUCAUUAUAUUAAAGUUUGUUAGAGAGAUAGGUAUUGUUAUUUAUUAUUUGAAGUGAAUUCCUACAAUCCUUAGAGGACUAAUCGUGUAUCAUUUUUGUUAUCGCCUGAUUAUUUCUUUGAUAAUUAUUUAAUGAAACACAAUGUGACUAUAUAAGAAAAAUUUAAUAAAAAUGUCAUAAAAACCGU
Messenger RNA from Cydia pomonella (codling moth), 3506 nucleotides. RefSeq names its product sarcalumenin. Lineage: Eukaryota; Metazoa; Arthropoda; Insecta; Lepidoptera; Tortricidae. Bases 221 to 2725 code for a protein of 834 amino acids. The record is from RefSeq and is a predicted model, not a curated record. The transcript has 11 exons. Gene Ontology annotation, molecular function: GTP binding.